GUCAAAACAGGUGAAAACAAGCCGCACAAUAUCGUGUAAUUUUUUUUAUGUGAAAGAAAUUCUACGAUUUUUGGGAAUAUUUCGGCGAAAACCUGCUAAAAUCAGCUUGAAACUAUGGCUGAUGCCGCGGCACGUCAGCUGCAGUACGAGUACAAAGCGAACUCGAAUCUUGUCCUGCAAGCUGAUGUACGGUUGAUCGAACGUCCGCGGCGAGAUGAAGCUACCGGAGAGGUGCUGUCUCUGGUUGGGAAGCUCGAGGGAACCCGUAUGGGUGACCGGGCUCAGCGAACCAAACCGGAGAAGACGGAGGAGCGGAAGGCAAAGCGUCAAAAACGUGACGAAGCCCAGUACGAUUUUAACAGUAUGAAAGGUGCCACUCUGCUGUCGGAAGGAAUUGACGAGAUGGUUGGUAUCGUGUACCGGCCCAAGACGCAGGAAACUCGGCAAACGUACGAAGUGCUGUUGAGUUUUAUUCAGGAAGCGAUCGGCGAUCAGCCGAGGGAUAUACUGUGUGGUGCGGCGGAUGAGAUUUUGGCGGUGAUGAAAAACGAUAAGAUGAAGGACCGUGAGAGGAAGCGGGAAAUUGACGGGUUGCUGGGAACGGUAACUGACGAGCGGUUUGCGCUGUUGGUGAAUCUUGGUAAGAAGAUUACCGAUUUCGGGUCGGAUGCGGCUGGUGCGAUGGGUGUGACGGCGGAGGAGCAGAUCGAUGAUACGUACGGGAUAAACGUGCAGUUUGAAGAGUCGGAGGAGGAAAGUGACGAAGACAAGUACGGAGAAAUUCGGGAUGAAGAUGCGCAGGAUGAGGGGGAGGAAGCUAGGGAUGAUGGGAUGCUGCACGCGGAGAAUCUCGGCGGCAACGAGGAAGGCAAAAAUGAGAAAGCACUAGAUCCGCGUGAUAUUGACGCUCACUGGUUGCAGCGUUGCCUGCGGAAGUAUUACAACGAUUCGAUGAUGUCCCAAGCGAAGGCUGGUGAAGUGCUGGGAGUGUUGAAGGAUGCCGGAGAUGAUCGAGAGUGUGAGAAUCAGUUGGUUCUACUUCUUGGUUAUGAUUGUUUUGAUUUCAUCAAGCUGUUGAAGAAAAAUCGGCAGAUGGUUCUGUACUGCACGAUGUUGGCGUCGUCGCAGAGCGAGAGCGAGCGGGUGAAGAUUCGCGAGAAAAUGAAGACGGAUGGGUAUUUGUCAAGGAUUUUGCGUCAGUUGGACACCGGUAAGCAAGAGAUGGACGACUACGACAGUGAAAAAUCAAAAAUGCAGCGAAGGAGAAAGGAACAGGAUGACGAUAAUAUGGAGGGAAUAGGCGGUCAGAUUCCGGGGAAUAGAAAUCUGCUGGAGUUGGAUGAAUUGGCGUUCACGCAGGGCUCUCAUCUGAUGGCAAACAAGCGUUGUCAGCUACCGGAUGGAAGUUUUAGGAAGCAACGCAAGGGUUAUGAGGAGGUUCAUGUGCCAGCUUUGAAGCCGAAAGCGUUUGAAGAAAAUGAGGAGCUGAUGACGAUUGAAAAGCUGCCGAAGUACGUGCAACCGGUGUUUGCUGGGUUUAAGACGCUCAACCGGAUUCAGAGUCGGUUGUACAAAACAGCUCUCGAUAGCGAUGAAAAUCUGUUGCUGUGUGCCCCUACCGGUGCCGGUAAAACCAAUGUGGCAUUGUUGACGAUGAUGAGGGAAAUUGGGAAGCAUAUCAAUGAUGAUGGUACGAUCAACGUGGACGAGUUCAAGAUCAUUUACAUUGCUCCAAUGCGUUCGCUGGUACAGGAAAUGGUUGGUAAUUUUGGCAAGCGUUUGGCUACGUAUAAUUUGACCGUGUCUGAGUUGACCGGGGAUCACCAGCUCAGUCGGGAACAGAUAGCUGCUACGCAGGUGAUUGUCUGCACCCCGGAGAAGUGGGAUAUUAUCACGAGGAAAGGAGGUGAAAAGACCUAUACCCAGUUGGUGCGGUUAGUGAUCAUCGACGAAAUUCAUCUACUGCACGAUGAGCGAGGUCCGGUGUUGGAGUCGUUGGUUGCUAGAACAAUUCGAAACAUUGAGACUACGCAGGAAGAUGUGCGUUUGGUUGGAUUGUCUGCGACGCUUCCGAAUUAUCAGGAUGUUGCGACAUUUUUGAGAGUUCGGCCUGAAACUGGAUUGUUCUAUUUUGACAACAGCUACCGUCCGGUUGCUUUGGAACAGCAGUAUAUCGGAGUAACGGAGAAAAAGGCCCUCAAGCGGUUCCAGGUUAUGAACGACAUUGUCUACGAGAAGGUUAUGGAACAUGCUGGAAAAAAUCAAGUUUUAGUGUUUGUUCACUCCCGGAAGGAAACUGGCAAAACUGCUCGCGCAAUCCGGGACAUGUGUCUGGAGAAGGACACCCUGGGAAACUUCUUACGCGAGGGUUCUGCUAGUAUGGAAGUCCUACGAUCAGAAGCCGAACAGGUUAAAAAUGCAGAAUUGAAAGACUUGCUUCCGUACGGCUUUGCCAUCCAUCAUGCAGGUAUGACUCGUGUGGACAGAACUCUGGUAGAGGAUCUCUUUGCCGAUCGUCACAUACAGGUGCUGGUUUCUACGGCCACCCUAGCGUGGGGUGUCAACUUACCCGCACACACCGUAAUCAUCAAAGGUACACAAGUCUACAACCCGGAAAAAGGUCGUUGGGUUGAACUGGGCGCCCUGGACGUCUUGCAAAUGUUAGGACGUGCCGGUCGUCCUCAGUACAACACAAAGGGCGAGGGAAUCCUAAUUACCAACCACAGCGAGCUUCAGUUCUAUCUAUCGCUGUUGAACCAACAGCUACCAAUCGAAUCGCAACUAAUCUCCAAAAUGCCCGAUAUGUUGAACGCCGAGAUUGUCCUUGGAACGAUUCAGAAUGUUAAGGAUGCCGUCACCUGGCUAGGAUACACCUAUCUGUACAUUCGAAUGCUACGCCAACCGACACUAUACGGAGUUUCAUACGAUGCAAUCAAGGAGGAUCCGUUGCUGGAACAUUUUCGCGCUGAUCUGGUUCAUACAGCCGCUCUUCACCUGGAGAAAAGUGGUUUGAUAAAAUAUGACCGCAAAAGCGGACACUUCCAGGUAACGGAAAUCGGAAGGAUCGCUUCCCACUACUACUGCACCCACGAGACAAUGUUGACCUACAAUCAGCUGCUGAAACCGACCCUCAGUGAGAUCGAGCUGUUCCGUGUGUUCUCACUUUCCGGAGAGUUUCGAAAUAUUACAGUCCGCGAGGAAGAGAAAUUAGAGCUACAGAAGCUGAUGGAGCGUGUCCCCAUUCCGAUUAAGGAGAGCAUGGAAGAAGCCAGUGCCAAGGUGAAUGUUCUGCUGCAGGCCUACAUUUCGCAACUGAAGCUGGAAGGCUUUGCACUGAUGGCCGACAUGGUUUACGUAACGCAGUCUGCAUCCCGUUUACUAAGAGCGAUCUUCGAAAUUGUCCUGCACCGAGAAUGGGCCCAACUAGCGGACAAAUGUUUGACUUUGUGCAAAAUGAUCGAUCGCCGAAUGUGGCAGAGUAUGUCUCCGCUCAGACAGUUCCGCAAAAUGCCCGAAGAAGUCGUCAAGAAGAUCGAGAAGAAAAAUUUCCCCUGGGAACGACUGUACGAUCUGGAGGCGAACGAGAUCGGUGAACUGAUCCGUGUUCCAAAGCUGGGCAAGACGAUCUACAAGUACGUGCAUCAGUUCCCAAAACUAGAACUGUCCACGCACAUCCAACCGAUCACACGAUCUACGCUGAGAGUGGAACUGACAAUAACUCCCGAUUUUCAGUGGGACGAAAAAAUUCACGGACAAUCGGAAGCCUUCUGGAUCCUGGUUGAAGAUGUCGAUUCCGAAGUGAUCCUUCACCACGAAUAUUUCCUCCUGAAAUACAAGUACUGUCAAGACGACCACUUGGAGAAGUUCUUCGUUCCGGUUUUUGAACCGCUACCGCCCCAAUAUUUCCUACGCAUCGUUUCCGACCGUUGGAUCGGUUCAGAAACGCAACUACCCGUCUCAUUCCGUCAUCUGAUUUUGCCGGAGAAAAAUCUACCACCAACGGAACUCCUGGAUUUACAGGCCCUUCCGAUCAGUGCUUUCCGAGAGCCACGAUUCGAACAGCUUUAUCGGUUCCCCCAGUUCAACCCGAUCCAAACGCAGGUAUUCAAUGCGGUCUACAAUAGCGAAGACAAUGUGUUCGUUGGAGCUCCCACCGGGUCGGGAAAGACAACCAUCGCGGAGUUUGCUGUCCUGCGAAUGUUGAAACAAAACCCUCACGGAAGAGUUGUAUACUUGGUUUCCAGAGAUUCUCUCGCCGAACUGAUAUUCAUGGAUUGGCAUCACAAAUUCGGACAACAGUUGGAGAAGGAAAACCUAGGUUGCAAGGUCGUCAAACUGACCGGUGAAACUGGAACAGAUUUAAAGCUCAUCGCCAAGGGUCAGAUAAUCGUGACGACCGCCGAUAAGUGGGACAUCUUAUCUCGCCGGUGGAAACAAAGAAAGAACGUUCAAAAUAUUCAACUAUUCAUCGUGGAUGAGUUGCUCCACUUAUCUAAAACACAGUUCACCGCCCAUUGCAAACAUCGUCUUCAAUGCCACAGCCCUUCCGGAAUGUGGGAAAUUCCGUAGAAAUCUUGAUGAUAUUCGCAUUCUGACACAUUCCAUCCAUAGAUAUAACAAACCGCAUCGUCAUCCACGACUGAUCCUUUUUGCCCGUUUACUGACACUUGUAAGAAGGGCUCAAUCAAGAGGUCCAAUAAACAGCGACCGAACACAAUUUUGCGACAGCCGUCGUUCAUUCAUGAUACCUAACCAAAUUGCAUCUUAUUUAUUGACAUCAUACUCCAUUUCGCCGUCCAAUUCUUCUAUACACUGAAGUCUUUUUUUAUGCGGAUUUUUUU
Molecule: messenger RNA, 4841 nt
Organism: Topomyia yanbarensis
Lineage: Eukaryota; Metazoa; Arthropoda; Insecta; Diptera; Culicidae
Product: U5 small nuclear ribonucleoprotein 200 kDa helicase-like
Exons: 4
Coding region: 115-4569 (1484 amino acids)
Cellular component (GO): nucleus
Molecular function (GO): ATP binding; ATP hydrolysis activity; nucleic acid binding
Source: RefSeq, a predicted model, not a curated record